Halichondria panicea is the source of this 2568-nucleotide messenger RNA. RefSeq names its product ankyrin repeat and EF-hand domain-containing protein 1-like. Bases 1 to 2505 code for a protein of 834 amino acids. Lineage: Eukaryota; Metazoa; Porifera; Demospongiae; Suberitida; Halichondriidae. The record is from RefSeq and is a predicted model, not a curated record. The transcript has 15 exons. Gene Ontology annotation, molecular function: calcium ion binding; protein binding.
AUGUUUCCAAGUAUUUCGAGCCCCUCCCACACACCUUGCACACUGUUAAUGUUUCCAUGGGAGCAGCCUCUGACCAAAAGAAAGGAAAUUAAGAAAGAGCGACUGGAGAUGCCUUUAGCGGCAAGCAGACUGGAGGUGCUGCAAGUGAGGAAGCUCAUUCAGUGUGUGAGGCAGCAAGACCUGCCACAGAUCACUAAAAUGAUUGAGCUAGGAGUCAAAGACCUGUUGGAUUAUCAAGAUCCUGAUACAGGGGAGAGUGCACUCCACGUGGCUUGUGCUCUCAACUAUGAUGCUAUAGUGACCAAACUACUGGUACUGGGUGCUAGUACAACUGUACAGGACAACAUGGGCAUGACUCCUGUGAUGACUGCAUGUAGCUAUGGCCACCAGCAAGCUAUGGAGGCUCUGGCUUCUAAAGGCAUCGAUGCUUCAACGCUUGACAAUAACGGUCAAGGACCUCUGUUCCACUGUAUGCACCCAACCAACCGCCACGUCAAGUGCAUGGCAUUCCUCCUGGAGAUUCAUAUGGAUCCAAACUCGAAGUCAGAGCAAGGCACUCCAAUACUAUGUGCUGUGUGCUCUAAAGGCCUGGACAAGCACUUGGAGAAGCUACUAGACAAAGGGGCCGACCCGAGCGCCAAUGACCCUGUCAAGGAGAAUAAACCAGCCAUUGUUUUAGCUGUUGAGGGCAACCACACAGAGUGUAUCAAGCUACUUAUGGUGUCAGGGGUGGACAAGAAUGCCGUGUAUGGGGUGGAAGGCAUGGGGGCCGUACACAGAGCGGCUGAAUUAGGGCUCUUUGAGUCGAUACAAACACUGUCUGCAUACGGAGCUGACUUUAGACUCUCUAUUAGCACUGGAGAGAACGCAAUGCACAUGGCCACUAAGAACUACAGGCUCCUCUGUACUAGACUCCUGGGACAAAGAGGUUGUCCGGCUAAUCAAGCCACUAAUGAGGAGGGGCUCACCCCUCAGAAGAUAGCCAAGACGGAGGGCUACAAGGACGCAAUGAAAGAGCUUAAGAAGUUGACCACGUUUCAAGACAAGGCAGAGAAAGGGGGCAAACCAAAGGGCUUUGCUGAGCCAUGGGCUGUCAGGCUGUAUGACUGGAUGGUGGUGAAUAAGAUAGCUGUGAUGGAUGUGCUCAGAGGACAAGAUGAAGAGAGGUCAGGGGUCAUUCCCUCAGACAAGUUUACGGAGGUCCUACAAGGGAUAGGGGUGCCUCUGCAAUCAGAAGAGUUUGAUAAGCUCCUCAAAGUCUACGACAAGAAGGGAGAGGGCAAACUCAACUACGAAGACUUCCUCACAGAACAGAAGUUCAUUCAUGCUCAAUACAAGCUCAAGCCUGGGGACGAUAUAAAGAAGAAGGCGAAGAAGGGCAAGAAAGGAAAGAAAGGAGGAAAGAAAGGAAAGGGUGGUGGCAAGACUAAGAUUCUGUUCCCCAUCUACUAUGAGCAGGAGCGAGCUCCCACAGCUGGAGUGCCUGGGGGAGUGAUUGAGAGGGAACAGUUUGUGACUGAUGUCCAACGCUUUCCCAGAGACUACUCUCUCCCACAUACACUAUUGGAUGACUCCCCCUGGUACCUUAUUCAUCCAGAGCGUCAGUAUAUGCAACUGUACGAGGCAGUUCGCCAUGGCAACCUGGAGUCACUACAGAGUGCCCUCAGUACUGGCCUGUCUGUUGAUUGCAGGGACAAGUACAACAAGACCCCUCUCAUGGUGGCAGCCGCUCAUGGCAGGAUUGAUGUCAUCAAGUACCUACUAGAGAAAGGAGCUGAUGUGAAUGCAUUUGACAAUUUCCAGUGGACUGCUCUGCAUCAUGCAAGUCAUGCCGGAGAGGAGAAUGUGGUGAGACUCCUACUAGAUGCUGGUGGCAACAUUGAUGCCCAGUCUGUGAAUGGAGGCACUCCACUCAUGAGGGCCAUAGAGACCUCACAGAGGGACAUGGUCAAACUGCUAAUGGAGAGAGGUGCCAAGGUGAUUCUUGAGAACAAGAAUGGCCACACUGCUCUGGAGGUGGCCAGGAACUGGGGAGAUGAGUACAUCUAUGCCAUACUCUAUGCCAAGUGUUCCUCCCUACCACCGCCAGUGGAGAAAAAAGGCAAGGAGAAAGGUGGUAAGAAGAAAGAUGGGGGGAAGGGUAAGGGAAAGAAAGGAAAGAAAGGAAGUAGUGACGACUCUCUGCCCAAGAUAUUACCGGGUCCUCCUCUUGAGCCCCUCCCUCCUCCACCUCGACUGCCCACCCCGGCAGAGUAUGUGGAGUCUGCCAGGAGGAGGUGCUCUAUAGGAAGCAUGCAGAGUUCCACUCUCAUCAGACCCUCACCCAACUAUAGGCCUAGACCAGCAUGGGUAUCAAGGCCCCCUUCAAUGCAAACCCACUUCGAGGUGCAGAAUAAAGCAAGAGAAGAGAGAGGAAUCGAGAGAACUGAUUUUGGGGAGAUGCGUUCACCAUUUCAACUGCAACUGUUAGCUAGAGCACAAGCACUUGAAGUUACUGAUCCUUAGUUUGUUGUUUUUGUACUAGUAUGUUUUUCACAUAAACUUGAUAAAGUAUCUCACACUCUAUAA